Molecule: messenger RNA, 1413 nt
Organism: Adineta ricciae
Lineage: Eukaryota; Metazoa; Rotifera; Eurotatoria; Adinetida; Adinetidae
Source: the annotation of a GenBank genome assembly
AUGAAAUAUUCAAAUACAGUCCUAAUCAUUCUGAUCUAUCUAGCGAUUUUCAUAAAUCGAACACAGCAACAAACAAUCAUCAACAUAACAAUAACAACAUGUAAUGAUUUUUCAUGCAAUCUUCGACGAACUCCAUGUUCAACUAAUCUUGACUGUGAAUGUUUUGCUCAAGCAUCAAAUUCCAGCACAGGCAUUUGUGCUUCAGCAAUGAUAUCUUGUUCAAGCCUUCCGGCUUGCGAUAUGAAUAAUCGAACAUGUUCUUAUGAUGGUACAGUAUGUGUGCAGAAUACACGUUGCGGUGAACCAGUUUGCUAUCCAACACUUCUAGCAAGCACUUUGAUGUGUCCACCUCUACCGACAACGACAACGAGCACGACAAGUACCACUAGCACCUCAAGUACGACUAGUACCUCAAGCACGAGUAGCACUAGUAGUUCGACCAGUUCCACCAGCUCCACUUCUUCUACUAGUACCACUAGCACAACGAGUACAACUAGCACAUCAAGUACGACUAGCACAUCAAGCACAACACAACAAGUACGACUAGCACAUCAAGCACAACCAGCUCUACUAGUUCCACCAGCUCCACCAGUUCUACUUCUUCCACUUCCAGCACUUCCACGAGUACCACCAGUGCCACCAGCUCUACUUCUUCCACUUCUACUAGUACCACUAGCACAACCAGUGUCACUAGUGCCACCACUUCGACUAGUUCCACCAGCUCUACCUCUUCCACUUCUACUAGUACCACCAGCUCUACCUCUUCCACUUCUACUAGUACCACCAGCUCUACCUCUUCCACUUCUACUAGUACCACUAGCACCACCUCCUCUACUUCCACCACGUCGACUAGUUCCACCAGCUCUACGUCCGCCACUUCUUCUACUUCUACGACAUCCACUAGCUCCACCAGCUCCACCAGUUCGACUAGCUCUACUAGUUCGACUAGCUCCACUAGCUCUACCAGCUCCACUAGCUCCACCAGCUCGACUAGCUCCACUAGUUCUACCAGUUCCACUAGCUCCACUAGUUCAACUACCUCAACAAGCACAACGAGUUCUACCUCAACUACAACAACAACAACAACAACUANCCACUAGCUCCACUAGUUCAACUACCUCAACAAGCACAACGAGUUCUACAUCAACUACAACAACAACAACAACAACUACCACCACUACUACGACAACUACGGCCAUACCUUGUGCAUGGUCACAAUGGGUCAGUAGUCCGUGCAGCGUCACAUGUGGUAAUGGCGUAUAUAGACGGCAGCGUAACUGUAUUGACACAACUGGUGUUUCUUGCGAUAGAAUCAAUCAUGUGUAUUUCUUCUUUAAUGAACAAGUGAUUAUGUUGUUGUUGUCUGCGAUUGUGACAUUGUUCAGCAUCUCAGAUUACAAACCUGUCCUUUGA